Molecule: messenger RNA, 789 nt
Organism: Phytomonas sp. Hart1
Lineage: Eukaryota; Euglenozoa; Kinetoplastea; Trypanosomatida; Trypanosomatidae
Source: the annotation of a GenBank genome assembly
AUGGGAAAGAUCGAGAUCACCGUGGUGGAGGCCCGAGGCUUAGAAAAUAAGCAGUUAGUGGGUGUCCCAGAUCCAUUUGUACGUAUUAUUUGUAAUGACAAGAAGUAUAAAACGGCUUCCGCCAAGGACACCCUUAACCCGGUGUGGAACGAGACCUUUCGCUUUCAGAUCGCUGAUGAGCACAGCGAGCAGAUUCAGCUGGAGGUGUGGAACAAAGGGAUCUUCAGCGAUAGUCAUUUGGGAUACUACGACAUCUCGCUCUCUGGACUGACCCAAGGCAUUGUGAAGGAUGAGUGGUAUAUCCUCGAAAAGUCCAAAACCCUUGCCGAGAUUCGGCUACGAAUGUUGGCAGUGGACUUUGGUAUUCGGCCGACUUUCGGAAACGAGUGGAUGGUCACGACAGAUAUCAACCACGAUCCCGUACAGCAUGCCAUCGAGAGCGAGACGUGGCAUCCAGGCGAAGAGAACCCACCGGCCCAAUCCGAUCCCUAUCCCUCGGCCUUUCCGAUGGGGAACACUACACACCCGCCUCAAUAUCCUUGUCCGCCGAUGCUCCAGCCUUCGUCCGAUCCAUUCGCGCCGCCAUUUCCGCCCGGGCAGCCCUUCCCCCCCGGGGCGCCUUUCCCACCCGGGACGUCCUUCCCUCCCGGGCCGCCCUUCCCCCCUGGGCCGCCUUUCCCACCCGGGUCGCCCUUCCCGCCCGCGCCGCAUUCUCAGAACCCGGCCUGUGGUGGGGUCCCGCCCCCGAUGAACUUCCCCACGCCUUCUCAGCCUGGGUACCGGUAUUGA